This is a messenger RNA of Metopolophium dirhodum (rose-grain aphid), 5078 nucleotides long. Its product is annotated as eukaryotic translation initiation factor 4 gamma 3-like. Gene Ontology annotation, cellular component: eukaryotic translation initiation factor 4F complex. Gene Ontology annotation, molecular function: mRNA binding; translation initiation factor activity; protein binding. The transcript has 31 exons. NCBI's taxonomy places the organism in Eukaryota, Metazoa, Arthropoda, Insecta, Hemiptera, Aphididae. The coding region runs from base 488 to 4948 and encodes 1486 amino acids. The record is from RefSeq and is a predicted model, not a curated record.
AGCUUGCAGUGGCCAGUGACUGCAUCGUGCGUAUUGUUAAAAAUUUCGUAUGCAAUAUGGCUGUGUAAAACGUCAAAUAUUAUAACCCAUUUUAUAUCAAUUUUUUUUAUUAAAAACACGAAUUGUUUCUUUUUUUAUUAUUACCAACGUUGUGUGUUAUCGUCUGUAUAGUUUUAGUAUUAGUUCUCGUCGUGUUUUUCAAAGUAGUUAAUUUUUUACAGCAAUUUCGUAUAUUUUAUAUACAUAAUUCGUGCCCAACCCAAUUUGGCACUGGCUGCCAACCGUAUAUUAUAUUCAUUUUUUGAUUUUUUAUCCAUCCUGAUCGCGUUCCGUGCGCUUCGUGUAUAUUUGUGAUGAUUAUUUUCCGAUCGGUUCGUCCAUCGACGAAUCACGACUGAUACGAUAUGUUAGCCAGGUUAAUAUCGUCAACUACCGGAAUACCGAGGUUCGGCGCUAACGUAGCAUCUCACAAACGAUCGCAGUGAGCAUGAACAAUCGAGGCCAAAACCAGAGUCAUCAAAGAAAAUUCGAAGGGAUGUUUCCAAACCCUAAUCAGUUUCCUCAGGUCCAAAAUCCGGGGUAUAUAAUUAGUGGACCGCGUAAUCCAAGACAUUAUGUAAAUACAGGUGCACAUAACGUUAGUGAUAUGAAAAAUAAUCAUAUGACUAAUAUGGCACACAGUCAAAUCCAAAUGGUGCCUGCACAUAUUUCUCAAAGACAGCAAACUCUACCCCACCAUAUAAGAUCAAAUGCACCACGUAAUAUACCAAGAGGACCCUUCCAGUAUCAGGUAUAUUUGCCUGGCAAUAUGGCUUACCAAGGAACCAGUAACCACCCAGGUUAUUAUCCAUUUAGUCCACCGCAGGCUUCACAGACAGCUGUAUUAAUGCCAUAUGUAAACUACUCUACCAAUCAACAAGGCAUGUUUUAUUCCCAGUCUACAAGACCAAUACAGAUGACUAAUCUACCACAGGGGCCACAGAAUCCUCCUGUAGCUAAUAUGAGUAAUGCUCAAAAUUCCCAUGGACAAUCUCUCAUUGUGCAGUCUCAACCAAUGGAUAUGGCCCCUAAUACACAACCUUUGCAACAAGUAUCACAGCAACCAUCAACUACUCCGAUGCAAAUCACUGAAGCUUCUUCUCGACCUGUUCGGAAAAAAGUUCUUAUUAAAAUAAUUGAUCCUAAUACAGGCCGUGAAAUUGACUUGAAUAAUUCAUUACAAGGACCACCAAGUGCUGAUGAAUUGGAAAAGAUGAAAGUUCAAAGCCAAUUCCAAAGUCAAGUACAAAGUGCUGUCAAAAAAGAUGACACUAAAUUAUCUGAUAAUAGUCCGAAUAAUGAAGGAGGAGAAAAAGUUCGAAAUGAAUUCCAAACACAAGUCAAAAAAUUGGCAAGUGAAAGCACUUUACCCCCAAAAGCCAUAGAAGUUGACACUCAGGUUUCUGAAGAAGUUAUUAGUGAAAUUGAAGAAAUAAGUAUUGAUUCUACUAACAUAGAAGAUGUGUCUGUUGCAAUAAGUGAUCCAAUUGAUAUUGAUAUUGGUGGGUUGACUAUUAACACUGAAGAUACCAGUUUAGAUGUUAAUGAGGUUGAGAUAGAAACGAUACCUACAAAUAUAUUACCAAGUUCUACUACACCUCCUGAAGUAGAGAUACAAAAUGCUGAUGUCACCAAUAUUUCAGAGGAUCCUAUUCCUUUAAAAAAGAAUACAGAUGAAGAAUCUGUUAAAUCAGCUAAACCAAAAAAGACUAAAAUCAAGAAGAAGAAUAAUCAGCAGAAGAAUUUGGUUAAAUUAGAUGCCAAUGAUGGAAUAAAAGUAGAUACUACAAUUGAAACUACUACUAUUGAGCCUGUUAUUGAAUCAAAAACUACUGAUAUUUUAAAACAACAAGAAAACAAGGAGAAUGAGAAUAAUAAUCAUAACUCUAAAAAUGAAGAAGAAGAGAGUAUUGUUCCAAAACCGGAAGAGUUAUUACAACAACCGGAAGAAACCCAAAACAAUGGAAUUCAACACAAAACCGUUGUUGAAGAUGCAGCUCCAAAGAUGCCUAGUUAUUUAGAUAAUUUACCCUAUGCUGAAGGACAAUGGAGUGUUAUAAACCCAACUGGAAAAAAAAUGUAUUCUAAAUUAUUUUUGAUGCAACUUGGUAGUGAAGCCGUCUGUCAAAAGAAACCUGAUGUAUUAAGAAACUGGAGUAAUUUAACAAAAUUAUCUAGUACACCACAAUAUAAUUCCUUAGGUGGGAUAUCUAAUUUACCAAGGUCUCAAAGUGCUAGUGCAACUGGAUUUAUGCCUUCCUAUUUUAAAGCUGGUAAUAGUCAACGAGGUAGUGGUAUGCCUAUUACGCAACCAGGUGCCAAACGCAAUAGUAGUCAAGGAAAAACUGCAAGUAAAACGGCAAAACCUAACACUAUUCAUAUGUCUCUUUCUUUAAGAGAAGAAGUUAAAUUAAAUCAGACUGAAAACGCUUGGGUCCCAACUGCUGCUAAAAAAGCUACCAAGUCUGAAGUUGUUAAAACAAAAAAUGAAGAGGAACAAAAAAAUGACGAAGUAAACAAAAGCGUUCGAUCAAUUUUGAAUAAAAUAACUCCUGAUAACAUGCCUUCACUAACUGAGCGAUUUAAGGCAUUGCCUAUUGACACUAUUGAACGUCUUGAGAAAACUAUUGAUUUAGUUUUUGAAAAGGCAAUAGAAGAACAAUCUUUUGCACCUCUUUAUUCAUCUUUAUGUUCGGCUAUGCAAUCUGUACAAGUUAAUUCUAAAGAUGGUAAAACAGCAUCUUUUAAGAAAUUAAUAAUAAGUAAAUGCCAAAGCUUAUUCGAACUAGACAAAGCCCAAGAAAUGGAUUCUGCUAAGAAACUCACUGAAAUCAAUUCUUGCAAAGAUCCAGAAAAGAAGAAAGAACUUCAACUUGAAUUUGAAGAAAAUGAAAGAAGAUUACGCAAACGUUCUGUAGGAAAUUGCCGAUUUAUUGGUGAAUUAUUUAAACAAAAAAUUCUUACCCCAAAUAUUAUGUUGUAUUGCAUCGUGAAUUUAGUCACUAAACAUGUCGAAGAACCACUUGAGUGUUUAUGCAAUUUAUUAAAGACUGUUGGCAAAGAAUUGGAACAAUCGUAUGAUUUAAAUGAUACUUUUGAUAAACUGAAAGCAUUAACAUCCAGAGAUAUGAAAUCGAAGAUUCCAUCUAGAAUAAAGUUCAUGAUACAGGAUGUCAUUGAUUUACGUAGGGAUAAAUGGAUACCUAGGCGUACUGAUAGUAAACCCAAGAUGAUAAACGAAAUAGAAAACGAUGUCAAAAAUGAAGCAUUUGAACAACAAUCAAUAACUCAGGCUUAUAAUCGACCUGAAAAACGAGAUCAUCAUCGUGGUGAUGACAAGUUCAGGGGUGGUGAAAAUAAAAAUCGCCGUCAAAAUGACAAUGAGUGGAAUGUUGUUCAAAAUAAUACAAAGUAUAGGCAACCAAAUUACCAAAUUGACCAGUCCAAACUACAAGGUUUUAAGGACAACCCAUCUGUUUUAACAUUAGGCCCACCUAAAUGGUCAUUUACCACGGGUAAAAACAUGACAUUUACUAGCAAUAACACAUACGCAGUUCUUAAUGAUGAUAAAAAGUCAUCAAAUUCUCCACAGAUUAUGUCAAAUAAGAACACAUCGAGGAAGCCUGUUAUAUCAGAAAGUGAAGAAAGACAAAGAAUGAUGUCUGGUGUAGCGAGUAUGAUGCCUCAAUUUGCUCAAUCCACGCCUUCAAUAAAUUCUUCUAAUUCAUCACAGCCAAAAGAAACAGUUGAAGAACCAGUGUCGGAAUUGGACUCAAAUAUAGCAAAUAAAAUUAAUAUGAAAUGUAAAAACAUUCUUCUUGAAUAUGAGCAAAUGCAAAAUUUUGAUGAUAUAAUUUAUUCAUUAUCGGAAGAUGAAACUUCGGUGAUCCGCACAAGGCAUGAAGAAUUUGUAACAUCAAUGUCACUUAUAACUUUAGAUAGUAGUCCAAUUACCCGAACAACGGUAACAGGAAAAAUUUUUGCAGAACUUUUAUCUAAGAAAAUUCUUUCUAUGGAUGCCAUAACUCGAGGAAUUGAUGCUGUCCUUAAAGAUUGGAAUGAUUAUUUGAUGGACUACCCUCAAUUUUUCUCCUAUAUUGCUGCCAUAAUUGCUCCAUUAUUAUUAUCACAGGAUGCUUCCUUUGAUUUUAAUAAUUUAAAAGAUUCUUGUACAUCAAUACGACCUGACAAUUCUAGUAAAUUUUUCACAGAAGUAUUAAAUAAAAUUCUUAGUUCCAAGGAAACACAAAACAUUAAAGAAAAACUAGGUGGUAUAUUGUGGAUUUACAACAAGUGGAGGACGUCAGAAUAUGUUCCUCUUGAUAUAUUUAUGCCUAAUAACCAAAUAAAUAAAUAUUUUAAAAAUGAUCGAAUUGGAGUAUUCCUUUUAUCUAUUGCCAUGUAUGAUAAAAUGAAGAUGACUGAUAGUAAACCUCUGUACGAUGUAUUGCACAGUUGGAUAAGCACUAAUAUCAGUGCUGAAAUAAUAAAAUGCCCUCAGUUUGUGCGAGCAUUAACUAUAGCUAUUGUCAUUGUAUGCUCUAAACCGAAUCAUUCAUAUGAAGAUUUCUUUGAUCAUGUUCAUGUGAAAUUGUUGACCUGUUAUAUUCGGUCUGAACCACUUCCGGAACCUGAAAUCCAAGCAAGGGAAGUACAAUGUCUAUAUGGCAUUCAAAUUAUGUCUGCUGCACUUGAACAUCCUGGAGGAAUGGUAUUAAGACUGUUCCAUAAGCUCUAUCAGGAUAGUGUUAUAAGUAAAGAAUCGUUUGAAAUGUGGAAAAAAGAAGACGAAUUCAAAGCUGGAUUUGAUGAAGACCUAGAAACAAAAACUAUGGCUCUUGUAGUUUUAAAUUCAUUCUUCCUUUCACUUGCAGCAAAUGAUUCUGAUGAGGAAGAAACAGCUGAGUAGUGUUACAGCACUAACUAUGGCUGCGUGUAUUCAAUAUUCAUCAAUCGACACAAAUUCUUCUAUUUUUUUUAUUUUAUUGUAGAUACCAUGUUAUAAAAAAAUUAUAUAAAUAAGAAAAAAAUUCUAAAUA